Messenger RNA from Epithele typhae, 3213 nucleotides. Its product is annotated as heme peroxidase. The transcript is spliced from 22 exons. Bases 1 to 3213 code for a protein of 1070 amino acids. Lineage: Eukaryota; Fungi; Basidiomycota; Agaricomycetes; Polyporales; Epitheliaceae. Gene Ontology annotation, biological process: response to oxidative stress. Gene Ontology annotation, molecular function: peroxidase activity; heme binding; oxidoreductase activity, acting on paired donors, with incorporation or reduction of molecular oxygen. The record is from RefSeq and is a predicted model, not a curated record.
AUGGCCCUCGACUUGCAGGACGUCGUGACUCUUGCCGAUGUCCAGUUUCUUUCCGACCGCCCUCUCCCCGUUGCCCUCGAUGGCCGUUACGACGACCAAGUCCGACCUGUCACUGGUGCCACCGCUCCCCAGGAUCCUCACUCCGACCUUUACCGCGUCACACACAACAUCAGCGAUUCGCUCAAGCAAGCCGCCCCGCUUCUCAAAGAGGCGCUCAAACCCGAGACGUACGCCGCGUUCAUUGAUGGUGCUCUCAACGGGGACAGCCUCGAUGACCGCAAGAAUCUCUUUUGCAAUAUGCUCUCAAUCCUCUGCCACCUACCCCAGGGCACCGAUGUUUCCAAGAAAUUGAACGAUGUGGUCAUCACCCAGCUAUACACCACAAUUCCUCACCCGCCCGUCACAUACGUAGGCACAGAUUACCCUGCGGGAGCCGAGCAGCCCCCUGCACGUCCCGCUGCGGCCAGUGGUAUAGCAGCUACCCCACGGUUGCCAUACACAUUCCGCAGCGCAGACGGUACCGGCAACAGUCCCGAUCUGCCCAACCUCGGCAAGGCGGGUACGCCUUAUGCCCGCUCUGUGCAAAACAAGUACCCCGUUCCUCCAGCCUCGCUUCCCUCUCCUGAGGAUGUAUUUGAUUCGUUGCUCAAGGCUCGCAAGUUCACUCCCCACCCCGGAGGAAACUCUUCCAUGACGUUUGCGUUCGCUUCCCUGGUCACGCACCAACUUUUCAGGACCCAUCCUAGUGAUAUGACAAAGAACAACACGACGUCGUACCUUGACCUGUCCGUCCUCUACGGUAUCAACCAGACCGAACAGGACAGCGUUCGCGACAAAGCGCAGGGCAAGGGACUGCUGUAUCCCGAUGCGUUCGCGGAGACCCGAUUGGUCUUCAUCCCUCCUGCUGCCACGGCGCUUCUCGUUCUCUUCAGCCGUAACCAUAACUACAUUGCGGACAUGCUCCUCCAGCUCAACGAGUGUGGACGCUGGACAAACCCGCCUCCCGAAGAUGCGGGCAAGCGUGCUAUCCAAGAUGAAGAAAUCUUCCAGACGGCGCGUCUUGUCAACUGCGGGAACUUCAUGGCGAUGAUCUUCGGCGACUAUGUGGCCGGAUUCCUCGGUCUCGGACGGGACGGUUGUAGUUGGAGCAUGAACCCGUUCGACCCAAUCACCGACUCGAACGGCUUGCCUGUUGGCCGUGGAGAAGGAAACCAGUGCUCCGUCGAGUUCAACGUCUUGUAUCGCUGGCAUCCGACCAUCGCGGAGAAAGACAUCAAGUGGACGGAAGACAUCUUCACCAAUGCCUUCAAAGGCUCCGGCAAGCAGAUCGCAGAUCUCACGCUCGAGGACUUCAUAUCCGGUGUUUUCACCACGUUCAUGACCGUCGAAACCGACCCACGUAAGCGCACGUUCGCGAACCUCACCCGCGGCCCCGACGGCCGUUUCGACGACGACGCGCUCGCAGGCGUCCUACACGAUGCGACGGACAAGAUGGCGGGUUCGUACGGCGCGCGCGGCUCGCCGCCCGUGCUGCGCCUCGUCGAGGUGCUCGGGAUGACGCAGGCGCGCAAGUGGGGCGUCUGCACGAUGAACGAGUUCCGUGAGUUCUUGAAGCUGAAACGGUUCGAGAGUUUCGAAGAGUGGAACUCGGACCCGGAGAUCGCGGUGCAACACUGCGCGUCAACUGUAUGGCACAUCGACAACCUGGAGCUCUACCCCGGGUUGCAGGCCGAGGUGCAAAUCAUGCCCCUUGGUCCUGCCCAGGGUCUUUGCGCCGGUUACACGAUGACCCGCGCCAUCCUGAGCGACGCCAUCGCGCUUGUUCGCGGUGACCGCUUCUACACCACGGACUACACCCCGUACAACCUCACUGCGUGGGGCUUCCAAGACUGCGCGCGCGACCCCAAUAACGGCGCGUUCGGUGCCGCGGUCCCACGGCUGCUUUUCCGUCACCUCCCUCGGCACUACCCGGCAAACAGCGUUUACGGCCUCUUCCCGUUCUUCACCCCGGAAGUGACGAAGAAGAACCUGACGAAGCUUAAAGUUCUGCCAUCUUACGACGUCGCGCGCCCAGUCGCGCUCCCGCCCGCAAAGAUCGUGAACACCCUCACGGACAUCGCGGCGACUCUACACGACCGGAAGAAGUACGCCACGUACGAGAGCGGCGUGUUCAAGACGACUGCGUGCGAGUUCUCCGUGGUCGCGAACGUCCCCGAAGCCCGCCAGAAGGCGCUGACGCAGGGGCUGUUCCCGAAUUCGGACGCGGUCGCGGCACACGCCAGUUGGUUCGGGAGCAAGGUGCAGGAGCUUGUCAAGGCGCACUCGUACGUGCUCGACGGCGUCCCGGGCAAGCGGCUCGACGUAAUCGGGAACGUCGUCAACCUCGCGCCGGUCCACUGGGUGUCGGAGUACAUCCUUGGCAUCUCUCUCAAGACGGCGCAGCGGCCCGACGGCCUGCUCACGCCGCAGGAGGUCACCGACGCGAUUGACUUGGUCUUCAAUGCGGUCUAUCUCAACGUCACGCCCGAGAACAGCUGGUCUACGAGCAGGCGCGCGUCCCACCUUGCUCAGGUCCUGACCCAGUUCAUCGAGAAGAGCCUGGACGACGCCGCUCCGCACCUCGGCAUUGCCACGAUCACGAACUUCUUCUUCCCGUCGCACGAGCCGUCGCACGACUUCCUGAAGCUCAUCGCGACCUCGAAGGCGUCUCACAAGGAGAUCGUCUCUGACAUCCUCGGUUUCGCGGUCUCGUCUGCCAAGGGUCUUGCUAAGACCGUGGCACGGAUUGUCGACUUCUACCUCGACGACGCGCACUCCAAGGAGCGCGCCGAGGUCAUCAAGCUUGCGAACGCAAAGGACGCCGCGAGCCGCGGGCGCCUGCGCGGUUACGUUCGGGAAGCCCAGCGUCUCGCGCCCCAGUUCGCGGCCGUGCUUCGGGAGCAAGCUGACGCUCCGGCGAAGCAGCCGAAGCAGAUGUACGUCCUCGAUAUGGCGACUGCCCUCGUCAACCCGAAGGACUUCCCCGAGCCUCUGACCGUCAACCCCUCACGCCCCGCGGCGUCGUACACGACCAUGCAAGAGGCGAGCUACUACGCUUGCCUGGGCACCGCUGCCGGCGAGGAGUUCGUGCUCGAGAUGGUCAAGGCCGUCUUCCAGAUCCCCAACAUGCAGCGCUCCCCGGGAAGAUGGGCCAGAUCAACCGCAUCACGAUGA